UCUCAGAUACAGGGCCAGAGCCAUUUUUCCUUCCUUUCUUUUCUGAUGGCUCCCACCUGCUUUCUUCUGCUUGCUUCCUCUAAUAAACUUUAAAUUCUCUACUUAAACCAUGACUCGCUGCAUUUGUGUGAAUUCCUGAAUGACCUAACAGCUUUGCUGGCUGGAAAUAGGAUUUAUAAGCAAGUGCUACCACGAGGUUCCUUAUGACUUCACCUUCAAGUUCGUUGAUUGCAGAGCCAAUUUAUAAAUUUAAGUUCAUUUGCAAAGCCAAUAAGACACAUUCAGAAAGAAUACAUUUCCAAGCAAUUAGGCAUUGUUAAGUGGUAUUUUAAAUAGUAAUGGUGUUUUUCAAGAUGAUUUUCUUCUUCUGAAAGAAGUACGCAAUUUUUCUUUUCUUGGGCCUUCUUAUUGCAUCACAAUCAACCAGCCCUGAGUUGUUAUAGUGACUUUUCUUUUUUCCAUCCCAUGUAAAUUUACAUUUUAGAGCAUACCUUUCGUUUUAGUAACAACAGAAGAAAAAUCAACAAUAACUUUCUGUUCAAUCUGGGAUUCAUUUGGGAAGGGUUAAAGAAAUUUCAAGGAUUACUGAUCCGAAAUGUCAGUGUUCCCCAUAAAAUAAAAUCUAAGUGGCAGCACUGUUUUACAUAAAAAAUUAAAUAAACCAAUCAGCCGGACUGUAUGCAUAUUUUCCUCUUUAGGCGCAACUCAAAGUCAACACCUUCCAACUCCUUGGUGCUUAACCGGGAGAAGGUGAAAACUUUAAUAUGUGCCCCAGGACGUUCCUGUUUAGCGUGACUCUGAAGUUAACAUAACAUUCUCCACUACAAAUGAGGCAACACAAAUAGCAUCUAUUCCAGUCAAAACAAUUUUUAAGAGUGUGCCUAGAGAAUGCUAGAAAAAAAAUUAGCUGAUUCUAGUCAAAGUAGUUGUUCACUCAGUUAGAUAAAAGAAAAAUAUUAAGCCAAUGCUCUAGUAAUCGAUAGGUAUUUAAGCUGAAGGAAACAAACUCGGGAGUCAAAUUUUGACUAGUGCUUCUGAGAAAGCCACAUGCACUUGCUAAUUCCCUGGUUGUGGAUUCCUGGAUCAUCAGACCAUUAUACGCAUUCUGACUCUCACUCUACAUACCUGGGGCAGGAACCCAGUGCAAUUACGUCGUCUUGAAGAUGUUAUUUUAGGUAAGGUGUGGCUCUGGUCAAUGAGGGUGGCUUUUAAUCUGGAUUAUUGGAGGCCUUUAUACCCAAUAGAAAUUCAGACGUCCUCAGAGAGAAAGUCACCAGGCGGCGUUGGUGGGGGUGGGGGAGUGGGCAUAAGUGGGAAGUGGAUGGAACCAGAAGCGGGUGGAACCGGAAGUGGGUGGAACCGGAAGCGGAAGGAGAAGCCAUCCCCAUGGCAGUUGAGCCAGAGUUAGAAGCCACAGAACCCGGCAGCCCAGAUCAGAAUGCUGCAGACUCUGGGGAGGAAUCGUGGAGCUGCUGACUCCUCCAGACUGGAUUUCUCAGCUUCUGAACCGUCCUCUGAGCACGCUGCGCCUGUGAUCUUGCCCCUCGGUAGCACCCACCGUCAAAUGAUGUUCUUUGCUGUUGCCACCGUGGGCUGGCUCCUGUGCGCCACCUCCAUGGGCAAAGCGGAGUGGCAAGUGUGGCACGUUGACAACCCGCUCUUCCCCUCCUGCCUGGCCCGCAUGGGCGUGUGGCGAGUCUGCAUCUACCGCCACGACAUCAGAUUCCCGUUUUGUUACCUUUACACCUUCCACGAAUCCUUCCUCCCUCUUGACAUCCGUGUGGCUCAAAAGCUCCUGCUGGUCGCCAGCCUUCUAGGGCUCCUGGGGAGAGUCUCCUUCAUCUUUGCCCUUAGGAACGCUCACAUGGGAAUUCUUCAGAGGAACGCCAUCCACGUCCCAUUCAUGGCCUCGGGGAUUCUGUACUUAGCCGCUGGCAUCUGCACCUCAGCCACCGUGGUGUGGAAUUACUUGUCGGUGAUGAAGGAAGAGGGAAUCUCCUUUCCACCUUCUUUUGACUUGCCCUUCAAGCCAGACACUCAGGAAGUUGGGAGUGCCAGUGCCAUGGCAUUGCUGGGCACCUUCCUGCUGCUGCUGAGCGGGUUUUCUUUCCUCCUGUACUGAUUUCCCCACAACAGCCAAGUGCAUCCCAGGGUCUCAGAGCAGUGAACUUCCUGGUUGCGUUGGCUUUGCCAAUUCUUGGUUACCAGGAGAAGGUCACCCUGGUGAUCCAGUUAUUUUCAGGUUCUCAAGACUGUUGUGGAGGGCGUUUGAGCAGAAAGUUGCCAACUGUUGCCUUCUGUUACCUUCUGCGUCUGAACCGGGUUCCUUAUUUGGUUGGUUGAAUUAAAGCACUUUCGUUAAAAAAAAAAAAACAACGAAUGACUCAGUUUUAUUAUGUCUUUUAUAUUUUUUUGUUACCUAAAUUUACUCAUUUAAUCAAUAGAUACUAGAUUCCUGUGGGAAUACAGCAAUAGAAGGAAGAUAAGUUCCCAGCUUGCAUUCAAGUGGGGAAAAAUAGAAAAUAAACAAGUAAACAAAGAAUAAAUAUGAUUAUUUCACUUUGUCAUACCAAAGAGAGAUGGCCUGCUUUAGGUAAGUAGCUCAGGAAGGGUUUCUCUGAGUAGGUGACAUUUGAGCUGAGACCUAAACAUGAGAAAGAAUUGGCCUUUACUGACUACCUUAAAACCUUCUUAAAAAAUUUAAUAUUUUGAAUACAAAAGGCUACAUUGUUUAUAAAACUAAUUCCUGUGCUUAAAAUCAUUGACGGUUUCUAGUGCUUGAAAUUCCUCAUUUACCACUUUUUUGCUACCAAGUGUAUACUAGCAAAAAUGAUAUCACUGAUAAAAGAUUUUAGAUAAAAAUUUGAUGAUGCUUAUUUUAAAAAUUAACACAGCAAAACAACAGUAACCAAAUCAACCAUAAAGCAAGUACAAACCACCCAUGGCAUUUCUGUUGCUAUGAUUCAUGAUGUUAUUCAUCUAUUUUCUCUCUUGUCUAAAACAGUAGUCUAAUAUAAUGUCUGUAAUUCAUAUCUAUUGAUUAUUUAGAAGGAAACUUCAGAGAAAAUGAACCUGGGUAAAAUUACAAAUGCUUUUAAAUAGAAGUCAUCAGAAUGUGUUUGAGUCCAUUCUUAUACUGAAUUAUAUUGAAUCAUAAGCAGUCCCUUUUCAUGUAUUUCCUGCUAGUUCAUGUCCAGAUCCAGAUAUGUUUUUAUUUGCUAUUCUGUGACUUCCUUUUUUUUUUUUUUUUUAAACACCUAACAUUAACUCAACAUUUUCCAUACUCUUUCAGAAUCUUUGGAAUUCCCAC
This is a messenger RNA of Choloepus didactylus (southern two-toed sloth), 3310 nucleotides long. Its product is annotated as claudin-34-like. The record is from RefSeq and is a predicted model, not a curated record. Gene Ontology annotation, cellular component: plasma membrane; bicellular tight junction. Gene Ontology annotation, molecular function: structural molecule activity. Gene Ontology annotation, biological process: cell adhesion; bicellular tight junction assembly. Lineage: Eukaryota; Metazoa; Chordata; Mammalia; Pilosa; Megalonychidae. The transcript has a single exon. Bases 1439 to 2122 code for a protein of 227 amino acids.